AUGUCGUCCAAUUCUCUUUCCCUCGAACCAACAGUCUGGAUUCUCCUUAAGGGUGUGUUAGGACUAAGUUCAGAGUACUAUGUGUUUGUACAGAAAGCAUUAGCAGAAAAAUUUGUCUGGAGAUUUACUGGGGGAUUUGGAUCGGUCUACUGUGGUACUCUUAAUGACGGGAGAAAAGUUGCUGUAAAAGUAUUCCAUGUACAACUUGAAAGGGCACUCGAGAGUUUAGACACAGAAUGUGAAGUACUACGGAACCUUCGCCAUCGAAAUCUAACCAAGGUCAUCAGCGGUUGCUCUAACAAUGAUUUUAAGGCUUUGGUGCUUGAAUUAAUGCCAAAUGGAAGUCUUGAGAAAUGGUUGCAUUGGCCCAGCUGUUUUCUAGAUAUGAAACAACGAUUAAACAUAAUGAUUGAUCUGGCAAGCGCAUUGCAUUAUCUCCAUAAUGGUUAUUCAAUCCCAGUCGUUCAUUGUGAUCUGAAACCUAGUAAUGUCUUGCUUGAUCAAGAUAUGAUUGCACAUAAUCUGGAUUGGAAGGACUCGUAUUCGACAAAAUGUGAUGUUUAUAGUUAUGGAAUCAUGCUGAUGGAAGUCUUCACAAGGACAAAGCCCAAUGAUGAAAGAUUCAACGGCAAUUCGAGCUUGAAGGGCUUGGUGCAAAGUUCUAUGCCUAAUGCUCCAUAUCAGAUUAUAGAUACCAACUUGUUGCAGGAGGAUGAAGAACACUUUGCAGAAAAGCUGGAUUGCAUAUCGUUUAUCAUGGAAAUAGCUCUAAAUUGCUCAAGAGAAUCCUCAAGGGAGAGGAGCAAUAUGGAGACAGUGCUUAGAGAAAUGAACAAUAUCAAGUAUAAACUGUUAUCAAUUGAUAGAAUGCACUAA
This is a messenger RNA of Coffea eugenioides, 876 nucleotides long. RefSeq names its product probable LRR receptor-like serine/threonine-protein kinase At3g47570. Gene Ontology annotation, molecular function: ATP binding; protein kinase activity. The coding region runs from base 1 to 876 and encodes 291 amino acids. The record is from RefSeq and is a predicted model, not a curated record. Lineage: Eukaryota; Viridiplantae; Streptophyta; Magnoliopsida; Gentianales; Rubiaceae. Gene Ontology annotation, biological process: protein phosphorylation. The transcript is spliced from 3 exons.